Xyrichtys novacula (pearly razorfish) is the source of this 5656-nucleotide messenger RNA. The record is from the annotation of a GenBank genome assembly. NCBI's taxonomy places the organism in Eukaryota, Metazoa, Chordata, Actinopteri, Labriformes, Labridae.
UUUACUAAGUGAAGAUUUUUUCGCUUAUUUUCAGAUUAACUACAAGGAUUGUUGAGUAUUUGUCAAAAUGUUUUUAGUUUUCCAGAACAGUUUUUAAUUGUCAGUCUAGAACCUGAUUUUUCUUGUUUUAUCUGUAAUGCCACACCUGUUUCCUCACCUGCAUAACCAGCAUGUUAAAGACGUCCCUUUUUUCAUGAUCAAACCUGAAGCUUUGAAACGAGUCUUUCUUUCUGAUCUUUAUUGAUAUUUUUAAUAAUUUCUUUGAUAGUUAUUGUAGAUGUGUCAGACACACAAACACUUCAAUAUUACAAAACAAAACCAGGUUCCGUGUUGCCAUGCCUGAUUGUGAUGAUUGGUUGAAUUUUUAGUUUACUCGUCUCCGAUUGGUUGUUUUUCUUUUGUGUCCCGGGUCUGGUUGUUUGUGAAGUACUCUCGUGAAUUAUUAAUAAUGAAAGGAUAAAAAAUUAAAUAUAGCUGAUGAAUAAAGCAUGUUCUGCAGUAGCUGCUGAUGGAUUUACUCUAACCACGUGACCACCUGCCGCAGGUCGAGUUAGUCUACCCCGCUUCCUGUCACGUCGCUUCAUUCAGAGUCAGAGCGCACGAGGAGCUGGAAGGAGGAUGCGCGUGAAACGGUGAGUGUUUAUUCGCCAAUAUUUCAAUAACAUGUCAGGUUAAUACACAAAUACUGUGAUAUAGCCGCUUUAUAUGAGUAUUACUACAAGUAGACUGCAGUGUGAGGGACUUUAGUACCACGUGUCAAAUGUUACCUGUGUGACAUCACAGCAGAGAGUGGAUCAGCCUCAACAGAUACUGAUGUAUGCGAGGUUUACACUUGAUCAGAUAGUUUUGUGUAAAAUAAUCACUUAAUGUUUAAUUAAAUAGAUAUCAGAGAAUAUUUAUAUUACCUCAUUGAUCAGAGGACAUACCAAACUACUUAAAAAAAUUAAGUUAUAAAAAAGUUAUUUCUGAGGUCAGGCUGAUAAAUGCUGAUGAUCAAAAAUCUAUUAUCAGAGGUAUUACUGAGAUUAAAGAUCAUCUUUGCUUUGUUAAGUCAUACUUUUACAUAAAUACAGUGAAAUAAUUUAGAUAUGAGGUAAAAGGUAAAGUUUAUUCUUCACUUUAAAACUACUUUCUUAAAAACUCAGUGAACUCAUUUAUACUUGAAAUAUUAAACAUAUCCAAAAUCUUCAGAACAGUUAUCAGUUAUAAGUCUAUUAAUUGUUUCUAUAAUAUAAAGUAUUUAUCAUUAAAUAUUCCCGGUGUUAAUAUAAAAGUAGUUUUCAAAUGUCAUUUAACCUAAAUCACUGAUCAGUUUGUUGAUUUAUCAUAUUAACAUAAAGAUUUAUCAUUAGUAUUUUGCUAUACAGGUCAAUAAUCAAUUAUUAAGUCUUAGCCCCGCCCACUUCAAACAUUCUAAACAGCUGAUCAGAUGUUAAAGAUUGAUUGACAGCUGUUCAGAAAGUAAGCGACACAAUAUAAUCAAUAAUUGAUGCUCAUUGAGAGUCAGGGAGGUCAGAGAAUGACACAGGAACAAAGAGGUCGGUCAGUCAGAGAGCAGCAUGGGACUUAAUUCUCAAACACCACCAUGUUUUUAAUGGCAUAAUUAAAAAUGUCUCAUGUUGAAUCUGUUCCUUAUGAUUUUGAUAUUUGUCUGAUAAUGUCUUUUAACAUGUUUUAGGUGUCUUUCAAAAAAUGUUUGUCAUGUGUUUUCAACAUUUUUUAAUGUCAUAGAUUAAAAAAAACACAUUUACAAUGUUUUGAAACAAAAUUAAAAGUGUACAGUAUCUAGCUUUAAUGUCUUUUAACAUGUUUAACUGUUUUUGACACGUUUCAAAUAAGAUUUUUGUUGUUUUAAAACUGAACACGUGCUCUCUAACAUGCUUUUGACAUUUUUCAAAGAUUACAUGGUAAUAUGUUUUUAACAGGAGUUUAAAAUAUCUGGAGAAUGAAUCAGACAUUUUUGAAUAUUUUAAAGUCUUUUAACGUGUUUUUUAACUGAUUUAAACACGCUAUCACAAUGCUGUUGUUGUUUUUUUCAGACAUAAUACAAACAUGCCUUUCAACAUGGGUUGUGUUACUGUUUCACCUCUCUCACGGCUCAAACUUUAGCACUUGGUCUUCCUGAGAAACUGUAAGAUGAAGAAAACCCAUUGAUUCAAAAGGCUCAGUUCAACCGUUAUUGUGGCUUCCUGUAUGAAGGCAGGAGAUAUAAUCUCAGUCAGAGAAGUGCUGAAUCGAGUGACACGUCAGCCACUUCAAGCUGAAAGUUCAAUAAGUGGUCAAUGUGCUCAUGAUGGAAAGUUAGGGUGGUUUUACACACCUCUAUGAUUAGACUCAAACUAACAUCAGUCAGUGAAGAACAUCUGAGGUCACACACCAGAAAUAACUGGCUAAACUAAUCUGACAUCAUGAUUUUGGAGCCUCAUGUCCAAUCCUCCUAAAUUUUCUAAGUAAGAUUUAAUUUGAAUGUAGAAAACACAAAGACAGACAGUCUGAGCUGAAGGGUGAGAAUUCAGUGAUAAUGAGAUAACGACAGUGAUAUCAUGUUAGUGAUAAUCAUCAAGGUUAGCUGAUAACCUUGCAAACCACUGUUUGCAUAGCUGAGCUGAUAUUCAAUCUGAUAAGUCAUAUCUGUCUGUUUUUCUGCAGACAUCAUGCAAGAGCAGCAGGCAAGUGUGACUAUUUCUGUCCCGAAUGACACGUUUUCGUGCGAGCUCCCGUUCGAGGAUGGCCGCCUGCCCCUGGUGUUCCUGUACAGUGCUGUGCUGGCUGUAGGAUUUCCUGCUAACGUGCUGACAGUGUACCUCACCUGGCUGCAGAUGAAGAGGAAAAAUGUUCUGGGUGUUUACCUGUGGAGCCUGUCGAUGUGUGACCUCAUCUACCUGUGUACACUGCCACUGUGGGCGAUAUACGUUGGUGCAAAUCAUGAGUGGCCAUGGAGCUCAAUGGUGUGUAAGCUAACCGGCUACAUUUUCUUCAACAACAUGUACAUCAGCAUCUUUCUUCUCUGCUGCAUCUCCUGCGACCGCUAUGUGGCCGUCAUCUACAGUAUUGAGUCCCGGGGUCUUCGCAGGAGGCGUUUUGCCUUCUUGAUCACCAUUGCUAUCACACUGGUGGUUGCUGUAGGUCACACUCCUGUCUUCACCAUGCAGGAGGGGGAUGUUGAAGAGGGAGAGCACCGCUGCUUUGAGCCAAGUCAGAGUAGCGCCACAGUAACUGGUUUUAACUAUGCCCGCUUCAUUAUUGGCUUCCUGCUGCCACUGCUGGUGCUGGUGGUGACGAACCGUGGCGUCCUGGCCAACGUGCAGCGCAGUACGGGGCUACAUCAGAAGCAAAAGGAGCGUGUUCGCUGGCUGGCAGUGGCAGUGGUGGUGUUGUUCCUGGUCUGCUUUGCUCCAUACCACAUAAUCCUGCUGGUUCGGGCUGUCCUGUUCCACUUUCCCCAGCUGGAUAACGGGACGUGCCUGUUUGAAAGGACCUUGUACACACCUUACACCAUCUCAUUAGGCCUGUCCACCAUCAACAGCGCCAUCAACCCCAUCCUCUAUGUCCUGUCCAGCGACAACAUCCGCAAAGAGCUGCGCCGUGGCCUCUUGCAGGCCUGUGAUCGAGCACACCUUCGAACACGAUCCAGCAGCCAGAAUAAGAUCCAGCCAACCAGGUUUUCCUCAGACAUGAACCCAGGGACCAAAACACAAAGACCCCAGAAGCCGCCAGGAAGCUGACGGGCUGGCUCUUCCGGACUGAACUGGAUUCUGUUGGACCGAGCUAGACUCUUUGAUUGAUCAGUUCUCAUAUUCUGACCAGCAGGAGAUAGAUGCCUAGGUUGUCCUUCAGGUGAAUUUGUUUUUGUUUAAAUUUGUGCGUAGGGAUGGGAAUUGAUAAGAUUUUGUUGAUAUCGAAGCCAUUAACGGUUCUGCUUAUCGAUUCAAUUCUUUACCGAUUCCCUUAUCAAUGCCUGUCUUUGACUUUUUUUUACAAAAAGUAGACUAAAGGUUUUCAUUGUUAACUCAAAAUUUUAAUAAGUCUCUGAUAACAGAAAAAGAUGUAUGCCACCUUCAGUGAGAGUCUAAAAAUAAUCAAACAAAAUGCUAUCUGUACAGCAUUUCUGGCAUGCAUUGUGUUUAUGUUAACACAGGACAUACGCUUAUGUGACCAUAUGCUGAAUCCCAAAAAGAGGACACUACUACACAGGGUAGACUUGUGUGUGAAAUUUUGAGGCUUUUGAGUGUUUUUUUAUGCGCUUCUAACUCAGUUAAGUUGGAGUGCAUCAAAUACAUUUGACUCCUUAUAUUUGAUGCCCUGCCCCAUUGACAACUGUUGUAUCAUUUUGCUGGUGUUUCAACCUUUGCAUGUUAUCACUGCUCGACAAAUGUCGCACUGUUGUCGUCUUUCUUAGUAAAAUUAAGCCUUACUUUAGCUCGUCUCUGCCUACUUUUUAUCUCCCACUCACAUCAACUGGCACUCACAAGACCGUUUUUCAAGGCACCUGGAAGAAAGGAAUCGUUAAGGGAAUCGUCAAGAUAAGAUGUAAAUGAUGUUGAUGGAUUGAACCAUUUGAAACCGGUCCUCAAUUCCCAUCCUUGUUGUGCACGUUAAAUUUCAAAGUAUUUCAAAAACUUCAUGUUGUUAUUAUGAUGUAAACGUGUUUGGAAUAUUUCACACAAACAUGUUUAAAUACUGUUUAAAUAACUUGUAUUAACAUGAUUUUAAUAUGAUAUUGGCUACGUGAUUUAAGUGCCAUUUACAUGCUGUUAGGGUGUCUAGAUGUUCAUGUUUACAGUAUGUUUCAUUGUUGACAUGAUCACAUAAUGCUUAUGUUUACAUUUUUGUGUUUUGCUUGUAAAAAGCAAAGUAAUGUAAAAAAUACAUUUAUUUUUUUUUAAGUUUAACCAUCACUGUGAUAUUUACAUCAUCCUUGCAUUAAGCUCACAAAUUUUCAAGAAGUCAACAUGAUGGAAACACGGUCACAUGUUUGCAUCAUGUUAAUGUGAUGACAUUGUGAUGUUCACGUUAACGUGAGGUAUGAACAUGAUUAUGACGUUUCCAAGGUUUGUACAUUACAUGAUGUUUUAUGUCUUCGUAAUGUUAACAUAUUUGUUUAAAUUAUGUAUGGAUGUUUAUAUUGUGUGUAAAUGUAAACAUGGUAUUGACAUGUUAAUACGAUUAUUGGGAAGUUUUUACUACAUCCCUAAAAGGCUCACUUUUACAUGCUUUUAUUAUAUUUAAAGGAUGUUGACAUGAUUUUCCCGUAUUUUUGUAUAUUUUCUUGAUGUUUACGUUAAUUUUAUUACAUUAUUUUUUGUUAUUUUUAUUCUAUUUGUAUAUUUACAUGAUGUUUGUAUGAGAUGAUGUGUACAUUAUCUUAACCCGUUAAUGUUUUGAUGAUGUUUGUAUGCUGAUGGUCAGACGUGGUGUUUUUGUAGAAACUCUGAGCUGAGACAGGAAGUAAGAGUUCAACCUUUUAAAAUUUACCCCUUCAAGUCAGACGUCAACCUCACUGACCGUUGAGAUCUACAAACUUCCUCAAUUUAAAGGUGUUGAUGACCCCAAUGAGGAACCAGAACCUUCAGUAUGGGAACCUGGAACAGGAAACUUGUAGAUGUGUUCUACUGUUGUAAAAAGAAAAUGUCAGUCAAAUAAAUUUUAUACCAAA